UCCCCCCCCACUAAAAAUCAUAGUCUUAGGGCAGUGCAGGAGAUCUCAGUAAAAUGCCCAUGGGCUCCCUGCCUGUGCUGGAAUUAAAACUUUAGCCCUGCACAAAGUUUCCCAAAGUUGCUUUGUGUAGAGUCACCAAGGGGGCUUUGCUGAGUUUCCUCCCCUGGGUCCCAGGUCAUUAAGCACCGGUGCUGCUGGUGGGAGUAAAUAGACAUGAGCGAGGAGAAGGCAGGAGGCUGCUUGUACAUGGGAUAAGGACACUGCUCUCAGCAUUUGUGGAAUUCGCUGCAGCCGGAUAGAGUUACUACUGUACAAUGGCUUUACCUUGCGCCAGCUGGCUUUCCAAUGAAGCCCUGAAACACCUCUUCCUGCUGUCCUGGCUGGCGCUCAACAUUUGGCUGUUCUGUAAAACCUUUACGGUGUAUUACAGCGGACCCCAGUAUUUUUAUUUACACCAGAUGUUGGGGUUAGGGUUGUGUGUGAGCCGAGCCUCCGCGUCCGUCCUCAACCUCAACUGCAGUCUGGUCCUCUUGCCCAUGUGCCGCACUGUCAUUGGCCUGCUCCGGAGACCCAAAAUGGUCUGGAGCAGGAAAACCAGAAGGAUGUUGGACAAACACAGAACAUUCCAUGCUGCUUGUGGCUUCGCAAUAUGUUUAUUUUCUGCUGUACAUGUUGGAGCUCACGUGCUCAACGCGGUGAACUUUUCAGUGAAUUACAACCAUGAAUUUACUGUGUUAAAUGUUGCACGCUACAAAAAUGAGGAUCCCAGAAAAAUCAUCUUCACUUCUGUUCCUGGAGUGACCGGCGUCCUCAUGGUGUUGAUUCUAUUUCUCAUGUGUACAGCUUCUACUUCUUCAAUCAGGAGCUCCAAUUAUAGCAUCUUUUUGCACACCCACAACCUUUUCUUCAUCUUCUACCUGUUUGCUGCUGGUUCAUUGCUUGUGCUUUUCAGGCAGUAG
This is a messenger RNA of Xenopus laevis (African clawed frog), 959 nucleotides long. Its product is annotated as NADPH oxidase 4-like. The transcript is spliced from 9 exons. Bases 315 to 959 code for a protein of 214 amino acids. The record is from RefSeq and is a predicted model, not a curated record. NCBI's taxonomy places the organism in Eukaryota, Metazoa, Chordata, Amphibia, Anura, Pipidae.